Messenger RNA from Trametes versicolor FP-101664 SS1, 465 nucleotides. RefSeq lists its product as uncharacterized. NCBI's taxonomy places the organism in Eukaryota, Fungi, Basidiomycota, Agaricomycetes, Polyporales, Polyporaceae. The record is from RefSeq and is a predicted model, not a curated record. The annotation marks the transcript as partial. The transcript has 4 exons.
CUCAACAUGGCCCGCCCUAUCAAGCGCAUCACCGUCUCCUGCGGAUGGAUCAUCGACGGUAUCUCCAUCACGUACAACCUCAGCGACGGCAAGACCGCGACGCUCGAGCACGGCAGCCAGUUCGGCAGUGCCGCGACCGCCAUCGACUUCAACGCGGACGAGGUCCUCGCGAGCGUGCUCGGGCGCGCGGGUCGGCAGAGCUACUACCAGCGCGAGAUGGUGAACAACAUCGGCUUCGUCAUCUUCGACACCGCGAAGGGGACCACGCGCACCGUUGGGCCGUUCGGGAACGGGAAUAGGGCGACCGAGGGCACGCCGUUCAUCUGCUCGGAUGUGGUCGCUUUUGGGGGAUUCGCUGAGAGCACGCCUACUAGUACGUGUUUGCCGUCGCAUUGCGCGUGGCGGGGUGAUGUGUGCUGCCUUUUUUGGCGGUGCAGUGGGCUUGUCGGGUCUUUUCUUUCAUAA